This is a messenger RNA of Aspergillus alliaceus, 2425 nucleotides long. RefSeq names its product transcription factor domain-containing protein. Gene Ontology annotation, cellular component: nucleus. The record is from RefSeq and is a predicted model, not a curated record. The coding region runs from base 150 to 2225 and encodes 691 amino acids. Gene Ontology annotation, biological process: regulation of DNA-templated transcription; DNA-templated transcription. The transcript has 7 exons. Gene Ontology annotation, molecular function: zinc ion binding; DNA-binding transcription factor activity, RNA polymerase II-specific; transcription cis-regulatory region binding. Lineage: Eukaryota; Fungi; Ascomycota; Eurotiomycetes; Eurotiales; Aspergillaceae.
GCCGAGUUUCGCGACACUUCAACACCUAAACUUUUCUUCCGAUUUCCGGCACAUAAUCUUGGUUCUUGGACCGUUUUUCCCUUGCAAUUUGCAUGUGUUAAUGGGCCCCGCGGUUCCAUACCGACGGGCGAAACGUUUGGUUUAUACUGAUGGACUUGGAGUUCCGGGGUGUCAUGGCACCGCAUGGGCUGCCUACACAUGCGAGUCUCUUAACGCCCUUGGGCACCUCCAGCGACCUUCGGAAUAACCCCAGAAUGCCCCGGCCCGUUACAGGAUUUGAUCUAUCAGCUAGGAGCUCCGAACCUUGCGACAUGGAGAAGGUUCCUCCAAUCACGGGGAAGCGCCGGGGUGGUAGCAGAAAGGCCUGUAACGAGUGUAAGCAACAAAAAUUACGGUGUGAUAUUGUACAGACGCCUGCCGCAGCGUGUUCACGCUGUCGGCGGCUUCAGAUAGAAUGCAAAGUUGAACCAAGCUUCAAGCGCAUUUCGAAAAGAAGGCGCAAUGCUGAGAUGGAAAAGGAGAUUGCAGAUCUCCGUCGACGGCUUGCUACUUCUGCGGACCACCCUCAUGGCGCAGAAGCAACAGUCAGCGAUGAGCUAUCCCAGUGCUCGGAAGAGGUGUUCUGUGGCCCUGAUUCGGCCGUCUCGAAUAGAACACGCACUUUAUCAGCUCCGCUGGAAGCACAGCCCCUGGCAACCCCGUUAAGCAUCCAGAGGGCCACUUCCAUCAUGUCCCAGGAGGACAACCUAUGGAGAUUAGAAGAUGUUUCACUUUCCCGACAAAGAGUCGCACGGUUGUUUGACCAGUUCUUCAAGUAUUAUCAUCCUUUCCUGCCGCUUUUGAACCCCCAAAAGCCCCCCGAUGAAUAUCUUCGUCGCUGCCCCUUGCAGGCAUGGACGAUUAUCUGUGUUGCAAGCCGAAGGGCCCCAUCAGAACCCGGGCUUCUAACCGCGCUCUCUGGGCCGUUUAGUCGGCUCCUAUGGUCGACUAUCACCGGAGUUCCGCAAGACUAUCGUGUGGUGAAAGCCCUUUGUCUUCUCUGCACGUGGCCGCUCCCCACGACCAGCCAGAGAACGGACGCAACAUUUAUGCUUAGUGGAUUGAUGAUGCAGAUUGCCAUGCAACUGGGUUUGCAUCGCCCGGUGCAACCAGAAGAGUUCACAACCUUCCGGAUGGAAGUCCAAGGGGAGGCGGUAAAGGAUCGAAUACAAACUUGGGCUAUAUGUAAUAUUGUAGCUCAGAAUGUUGCUACGGGCUACGGGCAACCACCGGGCACAAUUUACGAUUGGGCGCUUGAGCCAGCGUCUCUCCAAGACGCAGAUUACCACCCUUCCCAUGACCUCCAAACUCGGUUGCGCAUCGAAAAGUUCUGUGACCGAGUAACCAAGUCACUAUAUAGCAGUAAACCGGAACCAGCAGAGUUUAUUAGCGCCGAGAAGUUGUUGAUUGUGCAGCUCCUGGAGAAUGAGCUGAGAGACAUGGAAGUCGAGCUUGGCCGAGAUAUUUCCAAUAUCAACAUGAUCCAUCUUCGAGCAGCUGAGCUGCAUUUGCGGUACUUUGUAUUUCUAGGUUCCAAUCCACGAAGCGAUGACUUAACGAAACUCUUCAUUGCGACCACGUCGUUCCUUGGUCGUGUAUUAGAUCUCGAAACGUCUCCCGGAGAGCUCAUUGGUCAUGCAACCAAUUACAUUCUCCAAAUGACCGUGUCUGCUGCGUUUGCGCUGAUGAAGCUGUUGAAGAGUGACUUCAGCCGCCACAUUGACUUCGACCACGGGAAGCUCCUGUUCAAUGGGGCAAUCUCGGCCAUCCGGCGGAUCAGCGUCAUGGACCACGACCGUCCCGUGCGCCUGGCGGACAUUCUGGCGCAAAUGUGGAAUGCGGGAGGCUCUGAUCCGAGCGGAGAAGAGGCUCUCCUUCUGAAGGUACGCUGCCGAAUGAGCAUGAGCCACGUCUAUGAUACCGUUUGGCGUUGGCGACAGCGCUUUCGGCCGAUCAAGAGCGUCGAAGAUGCACAAGCUACCCUGGCCAAUCCAAACAUGUCGACAACAGCUGGACCUGUUUCACGGCAGGACGAUUCACUCGAGGACCCCGGGUUGAUGUACGCACCUAACUUCGACCAAGGAGGAGCGUUCAUUAGCGAAGUUGGGUUCUCCGAAGUCUUCGAUUCGCUCAACUGGGUGUUUGACGGGAUUCCGGACUCAUUCGUUGCUCCACCCGUGAUGUAGACGAAUACCAGUACUGUAUUUGUGUGACUACCGUGUUCCUUCCGGGUUCACAAUUAUAUUUCAGCGUUAGACAGAAAAAGAGUUCCUUGUUGAUACCAACUUUCGUUGUACAUACACUCAAUUAGAAGUUCAAUGAGAUACCAAUCGGAAGGGAAGGGGAAGUAAAAGCACACUACUGUGGCAACCUCUCAAUCCCACCG